This is a messenger RNA of Pieris rapae (cabbage white), 1846 nucleotides long. RefSeq lists its product as uncharacterized. The record is from RefSeq and is a predicted model, not a curated record. Gene Ontology annotation, molecular function: cAMP response element binding; DNA-binding transcription factor activity, RNA polymerase II-specific. NCBI's taxonomy places the organism in Eukaryota, Metazoa, Arthropoda, Insecta, Lepidoptera, Pieridae. Gene Ontology annotation, biological process: regulation of transcription by RNA polymerase II. The transcript is spliced from 8 exons. The coding region runs from base 445 to 1704 and encodes 419 amino acids.
AUAUACAUUCAAGUCAUAACAAGAAGCAAAAAUUGCAAUAUACUCUGAUUUCGUAAAUAAAUAAUCAUUUAUUGCGAGUAUGUAGAUUAAAUAUUUCAAUUGGAAUGAGAAUUAGACAAAUUUAAGGAAUUAUAAAGAAUCGAUGAAUUACUAGCUACGGAAUUAUCUAACUGAAUAACAAUACACAGGGAACUCCAGUAGGGCCCAAACAAAGAGUCUCUUAUGAAUAGGCUGAGCUCUGCAGCAUAUGCAGUAAAGAAAAUUCGACAGUAUUCUAAUAAAAACAUGGCCAAAAUUGUGUUUAGGAUUGUUUUGCUCCAGUUCUAACAAUUUGCAUUAUUCAAAACUUAGCAAUUAAAAAGAGUAGCAGAGAAGUUUUACCAAUUCUUCUUGCCUGCUCCAUGUGCUCGAACUUGCGAACUGGUAGCAAAUAUAAAUUCAGAGAUGGAGCCUGAAAAACCAUUUGCAUGUACAAUACCGGAUUGUAGGAUGACAUUCACUAAUGAAGAUCAUCUUCAUGUACACACACGAAAACAUGAUAUGGUUUUACAGUUGGGUAUGGAGCAGAAGGCGGCAUUCGCUGCUGACCAGACACCAACUCCAACUCGAUUUAUAAGAAAUUGUGAAGAAGUUGGAUUAUUUCAAGAUUUGCAAAAUGUUACUGUCAAUCCGUUUGAUGAAGGAUUCAAGAGGGCUAUGGAAGCCAAGCAUACAACUCUCGAAUCAUCCAAGGACGACGUUCUGCAUACUCCACAUCUGACAUUUCCCUUGGAUGGUGACUGUACAAUGUACACGGCGAAUAAUCAGAGAAAUAUCACAAUAAGCAGAUCGUCUAGUGACGAAUCGGGCGCUGUCAAAGAAUACGAAACAACGACAAUAUCAAAGCUAACAAAUGAAGUCACAACAAUAAGUCGACUUGUGAAAGAUGAAACGAAAUCUGACAAGAAAGACCACAACACAGUAUCUUACACAAAUAACGUUAUAAAAAUACAGGAAAUACGAAAAGACGGCAUCGUCAACAUCGAGAAGAACGAUAAGCACAGCGAGAAAAAUUGUAGAAAAGACGGGAUUGACGGUAAAAAAGACAGGGUUGACGCGAAAAAAGACAGGGUUGACGGAAAGAAAGACGGCCCUGACAGUCAUAAAGUCCCACCAAUAAUGAGUCAACAAUCUUUGGAUUUUGUAGUUGAUAGCUUGACAGCGGAGAACGAAAUAGAAAAUGAUUUAGAAGUGAUUGUUAAGUUGCCAAGUGGAAAACGUGUGAAAAUGAAGUCCGUUCAAGAAAAUGCGAAGGAAAAGUUGAGAAAUGUAAUUCAAAAUAAAAUUAAACCUGUUCCGUUGAUACCCUGCGGCACAUUAAUACCAGUAACAAUAAAACCAAGAACAUUAAUGCCUAUACCGAGAGUGAAUAGUGUUAGUGACAGAAGUGUUAGUGAAGUGAAAAAGCCCGUGGAUGUGUUGCAAGAGAAGAGGAUGUCUUCAUCUGCAGCUUCCAAACGAUAUAGAGAUCGUGUAAAACAGAGGAAACAACGGGAAUAUAUUGAAUUGCAAUCCGAAAUUCAGAGAUUGCAGGAUGCGAAUCUGAAAUUGAGCGCUCAACUUAAUUUAUAUGAUCAAAUAAUUAAAAAACAUUCGAAGAAAUGCCCGGCUGCUGAUGAUUUGAAAAUAGUCCAACAAGAAAUGGAGAAAAUUAAACAGAUAUGAAUAAUAAAUCGUUAUUAGAUGAGAGAUUUUUAUACGUUUCUCUCCAAUUGCUGACGGUGUUUGAGGAGCGAAAAAUCUUGCCAUAAUAUUGCUAUUGUUUGUGAAUCAUUCCAGAAUUUUAUAAUAAAUUGAUAUUUUGUUU